This is a messenger RNA of Zymoseptoria tritici IPO323, 594 nucleotides long. RefSeq lists its product as uncharacterized. The transcript has a single exon. Gene Ontology annotation, molecular function: ATP binding; ATP hydrolysis activity. The annotation marks the transcript as partial. NCBI's taxonomy places the organism in Eukaryota, Fungi, Ascomycota, Dothideomycetes, Mycosphaerellales, Mycosphaerellaceae. The record is from RefSeq and is a predicted model, not a curated record.
GGUCUCGGCCUCGUCUUCCUGCUCCAAGGCGACCCGGGUCUAGGCAAAACCCUCACUGCCGAAAGCGUCGCCGAGCAAGCUUCCAACCCGCUCUACGCCGUCACCUCCGGCGAACUUGGCACCACCGUCAACGAAAUGGAGUCCGCACUGAAGAAAGCCUUUCGCAUCGCCAAGACCUGGGACGCCAUCCUUCUCCUCGACGAAGCGGACGUUUUCCUCUCCAAACGCAGCGUCGAUAACCUCGAAAAGAACGCUUUCGUCUCCGUCUUCCUGCGCUUGAUGGAGUACUACCAGGGAAUCAUGUUUUUGACCACCAACCGCGCUGAAGACUUUGAUCCAGCGUUUAUGAGUCGCAUCCAUCUCAUCCUCGACUACCACCCGCUCACCCCGGAGAGAAGGGUGAAGAUCUGGCGGAAUCUGAGCGCCAAGAUGGCCAAGGACGAGACGCUGGAUGAAGGGGGCUUGCAGCAGUUGGCGACGGAUUACGACAUCAAUGGAAGAGAAAUCAAGAAUCUGCUGCGGACGGCGUGGUGUCUGGCGAAAGACAAUAGGCGACCGUUAACGAUGGCGGAUAUCAGAGCUGUGGCCAGGAUC